This is a messenger RNA of Poecile atricapillus (Black-capped chickadee), 1300 nucleotides long. It is a transcript of the gene NHLH2, whose product is annotated as nescient helix-loop-helix 2. The record is from RefSeq and is a predicted model, not a curated record. NCBI's taxonomy places the organism in Eukaryota, Metazoa, Chordata, Aves, Passeriformes, Paridae. The transcript has 2 exons. Bases 158 to 589 code for a protein of 143 amino acids. Gene Ontology annotation, molecular function: RNA polymerase II cis-regulatory region sequence-specific DNA binding; DNA-binding transcription factor activity, RNA polymerase II-specific; protein dimerization activity. Gene Ontology annotation, biological process: regulation of transcription by RNA polymerase II.
CUCGUAAUUAAUUUUAUUUGAUUUUGAUUUUUUAAUUUUUCCAUGCUCCGCUCCCGGAGGGUCAUUUGAACUGUAAAGGAAUCGCCGAGGGGGCGAGGGGACCUGGAGAGAGAGGCUAUCCAAACGACUCCACCGAGGCUCCUCCGCCCCCUCCAAGAUGAUGCUUAGCCCGGACCAAGCUGCCGACUCCGACCACCCCUCCUCGGCGCCCUCCGACCCGGAGUCCCUGGGCGGCGCGGACGCUCAGGCGCUCAGCUGCUGCGUCUCCGACCCGGAGCCCGCCGAGGGAGGCGGCGGCGAGGGCCGGGGCGGCGGCGGCGGCGGGGAGGGCCGCGGCGGGGGCCGGCCCGGGCUGCACCCGCCGCCGCUGAGCCGGGAGGAGAAGCGCCGGCGGCGCCGCGCCACCGCCAAGUACCGCUCGGCCCACGCCACGCGUGAGCGGAUCCGCGUGGAGGCCUUCAACCUGGCCUUCGCCGAGCUGCGCAAGCUGCUGCCCACCCUGCCCCCCGACAAGAAGCUCUCCAAGAUCGAGAUCCUGCGCCUCGCCAUCUGCUACAUCUCCUAUCUCAACCACGUGCUGGAUGUGUAGCGCCCGACGGACACCCGGAGCCCCGGGACCCCCAGUCCCGCCGCCCCGGGUCCGGCCGCGGCGGGCAGCGCCUUCCCCGGGGCGGGCGGCGGGGCGGGGGGGGUCCCUGCUGCUUGUGCUCCCCCCGGUCGAGAGCCCGCUUUUCGAAGAGAAGUAUAAAACCGGAUUGUCUCUUCAGGCUGUCAAGUGCCCCUUUAUAUAUAUCCAAAAACAUCUACUUGUGACCUUAAACGUGUGACCCAUGGGUGCAGUUAAAAAUAACUAUUUUUUAUUUAUGGUAGAAGGAGUUGACAAUUUAUUUUUUUCAAGAUUUAUUUAUUUUUCAGAGUGGUGGCAAUUUUACUUUGGAUACUUCGUGCCAAUUGGUUUCUAUAGUCGGGUGUUUACACUUUCUCCUGUGGAAUAUUAUGUUUGACUUUAUGAGUGUUUGUUGGGAUCAAUACAGUGUUCAUUUUCUUUUCUUUUUAAUUUAUUUUUUCCUUCCAAUUAUAUUGCACUUGUGUACCACAAACCUCCCCUCCCUUCCUGUUUAUAAGUAUAUUUUAUAUAUGUCAAGGCAUUUGUUCUUGACCUUUUUUCUUUCUUUCCUUGUGUGGGAUCAACAACCACUAGCACUUAACUAGGAGAGGUUUUUUUUUUUAAAAAAACUUGUUGUUAUUCUGAUCUAUAGUUGCGUCUGAAAAGUACUUUGCAAAUCGUUUAUAAGGGAAG